Molecule: messenger RNA, 1853 nt
Organism: Hyla sarda
Lineage: Eukaryota; Metazoa; Chordata; Amphibia; Anura; Hylidae
Gene: ODAM
Product: odontogenic, ameloblast associated
Exons: 10
Coding region: 829-1386 (185 amino acids)
Source: RefSeq, a predicted model, not a curated record
AAAUACCUGAUGCUUAUGUUACCAGUACCACCAUACAGUGAUCAUAUAUUGGUAGAUACCAGCUCUAAACAGGCUCUGCAAACCAUAUACAGUAAAUGAUGACAGUACAGUUACAUUCAGUGAUGUCUUCUCUUAUUGAAGUUACUCACUUUCCCUUCUCUUUUCCAUUUGACCCAACAGCUUCUUGCUUUCUCAGCACAUGUCCAUCCUUUUGCCUUUUCUUCUAUGCAAACUAAUUCCCUCAUUGGUGCCCCACACAGUAACAGCACCCCCAUAAUAUUAUUUGUGCAACCCUUUUGGCCUCACAGAGUGAUAUUGCUCUACUGAGCACCUCAUAUAGUAAAAGUGCCCCAAGACAGUAAUAGGGUCCCUUUGUGCCCUUACACACUAAUAAUAUCCCUUCUUGUGCUCUGUAUGAUUAAAAUUUCCUUUUGUGUCCACACAGUAGUUUUGGCACCUUUGUGUCUCGAUAUUGUAACAAUAUUCCCCUUUUGUGUCCCCCUGUUAGGCCACACUUUGUGCUUCCCACACAGUAGUCAUGGAUCACAUUCAGUAAUAAGGUCCCCUUUUGUUUAGUACAGUUUUGUGUAUGAUAGAUAUGUCCUCUCUCAAUAAAAGUGGCGGCAUUGUACAUAAAAGAAAAACAAGAAAAAAACAAUGAUAACAAAAAACUAAAAUUAAACUCUCCUCAUUCCCACACUAAGCAUCCCAUGUAGCCCACAGGCCUAAAGCACCCUGUGAUAUAGAAUAGUGUGGCAGAGCGUUAAGCUUCAAAGAAGAUGAGGCGGAGUGACGGCGCUGGAAGGAACAGAUCAGGUUUUAUUGGAAAUGAAAAUUUUAGCCAUCAUUUUUUCCCUUUUUGGGGCAUCCCAUGCUAUUCCAUUGGUGGCACAGCGUCUUCUCUCAGCAAGCAAUAGUAAUGAGGUGCUACUUGGGGUGGUGAAUCCUAACAUUCCCCAGGGCGGUGCCAUGAAUCUAUUUGUGCCUGGUAUGUAUCAGCCUCAGCUACAGCAAAAGAUGGUAGGAUUACCACAGAUCCCAUUUAAUGCACGCAGUGGGAUGAAUACUCAACUUCCAAAUCAGGUGAUGUCCUAUGUGGUUCCCUAUGGAAUACCUCAAAAGCAGGGACAGAUGCAGGUCUUUCCACUAUAUCCAGCACAGCAGCAACCUGCCCAAGCCUCCCCAAAACAAUUAGGCAAUGAGCCUCCUAUGGAGCAGGUCUUUGGAUGUAUUGUUCCUCAGGUGAAUGGAGAAGUGAUCAUGCCUUCAAGUGGUCUUCAGCUCCCAACAAAGAAUCCAGAUGACACUUUAAUUGUGGAUGUAAAUCCCACACCAUUACCAAACCAGGAAUAUAGGGUUACCACUGAUGUUAUGAGAGCCCCUUAACAAGCAUCUAACUAGAAGCUGCUAUACCUUUGGAAAGAAGAGAUGCAGUUUCCACACGAGGUUUCAUGUAUCAUCACCAAGCAAGAAUAUAUUUAGCAAAUAUACCUAUAUCUUACUUUAGAAAAAAAAAACAUUAAAGGAGUAAUUCUAUGAAGCACAUUCAUCCCCUAUCCACCAAAGUACAGUCUUCAACUGUUUCCAUCAGCCCCAUUGAAUAAAGUGGCAGUGCCCAGGCAUGACCAUGGCUCCAUCCAAUCUCCUCCUUACUCCAGUAAUACAGUGAGAAGAAAUAUGGAGUUCUUUCUAUUCAUUGGUGGGGGUUCUAGUGCUAGACCCCCAGCAUUUAGACUCUUAUCUGUGGAUAGGUGAUACACGUCCUUCGUGGUAUAACUCAUAAAUAUGGUGUUAUUUCUCUGAUCAUAUCUUAUUCAUUUACAUAUUUCUUUUACCAAGUAUUUUUCCCUUUU